Messenger RNA from Penaeus chinensis, 853 nucleotides. Its product is annotated as putative defense protein 1. The transcript has 5 exons. The record is from RefSeq and is a predicted model, not a curated record. Lineage: Eukaryota; Metazoa; Arthropoda; Malacostraca; Decapoda; Penaeidae. Gene Ontology annotation, molecular function: oxidoreductase activity, acting on metal ions. The coding region runs from base 6 to 614 and encodes 202 amino acids.
UGUGGAUGUGCAGGUGGGGUGGGUGCAUGUGCCUGUGCAUAUGUGUGCAUGGAUAUUCUAAGGAUAUCUCAUCAGUUUUUGCUCUCUUCUGCAAAGCUGAACCACAUAAACAAACAGGCAACACCCGAGAUGUCAAAUUCAAUGGUCUGCAAGCUGAAAUAGACAGCCGGCAAUGCACAAAUAUUUGGUUGGUACUGGCAGCCGCAGUGGUAGCAAGCCUGGGUUUGGUUGCCCAUGGUUGGCCCAGUGGUGCCCCAGACGGUGCCUGUGAUAGCAUGAUUCCCCAGCAUGUUGCCAAUCCCAAGGCCGAGCAGAAUUUACACUACAGCCUAUCAUCCUCACAAAAUCCCGACGGCACUUACACAGUUUCCAUCAUCGCUAAUAACAACGAGCUGUUUAAGGGUUUCAUGGUAAGAGGUUUUGUGGACGGCAAGCCAAAUGGAAUUUUCCUGAACGCACCCACGGGAGUUACCUGUGACAAUAUUCCUAACUCAGCAGCAACGCACCAAGAACCUUCUCCGAAGAGCCGAGUUGACUUGCUGUGGCAGGGAGACCCCAAUCCUGUUUUCCGCGCCACCGUUGUGAAGAACAGACAGACGUUCUUCAUGAUAUAGGCCUACCAUCACUUCACAUCACUUCCGCCGGCCAUAUAACUUGGGCCGGCCAUAAAGCUGCUCUGGUUGUUAUUAUUACUGACAUUCUGCCACAAGAAAUUACACUUUAAGCACAGGCAGCUACUUGGAAAAGCGAAAAAAAAAAAAUAUGUUGAAUCAGAAUGAAUGCAAGUUACUUUUGCAUUUAUUUUAGUUUUGUCAAAGAAAUAAGGAUAAUGAAAUAAAAUUGUGGAAGUCCA